AUGAAUAGUUGUAAUAACCAAAGUAACCUUUUCACAAAAGGAACUUUCACUAUAAGGAAGAUGGGUUUAAAUUAUUACUCCAUAAAUUCAUUUAAAAAUGAUAAAGAAAAAUGUAAAAGUGUAAAUCAUAUAAAUUUAAAUUCAUAUAAAUUGUUUAUUGCACUUUUCUUUUAUUUUUCAUAUUUUUUAUUACAAAAUAUGAUUCAACCAAAAAAUAAAAUUUCUGAACUAAAUUUAAUUAAAGAUAACCUAAGGAUCAUGUUCGAAGGACAAGGAGAAGCAAAUAAAGAUGUUUCUGAUAUGAAUCAAAUAAAAUUGACUUCUUUAGAUGAUGGAAAUGAAAACAAUGAUGAGAAUGGUGAUAAUAGUGAAAAUGAAAAUGAUGAUAAGAGUGAUGAUGAAAAUAAUGAUGGCGAAAAUGAAAAUAGUGAUGAGAUUGAAAGUGAAGAUGAUAGUGAUAUUAAUGACUUAGAUAUAAAUAAGGAUUCUUAUAAUGCAAUGUUAAAUUGUUGGAGAAAAAGAUGUUAUGAUACAACAAAUAUUAUUACUUCUACAUGGUUUCAGUGGUACUGUGGAGUCAAAACUAAAGAUAUGGAUGAACAAUGGAAAGAUGAAAUGUUUGAAUCUUGGCAAAAUCUUAUGUUUGGAGAGUUACUGGAAGAAGAUAAAAAAAACAUACAUAAACUUAAAAAAAUGAUAAAAAAAAAAUCUUCAGCAGAUUCUAUCCAAAAGAUUUACAAAAAAGGAGAUAAAUUAUGGAAGAAGCGUAUGAGAGAAUUAAGGAAAGAGUGGAAGGAUUUUAUGGUUGACUGUCUUGAAAUGUGGGAAGACAUAAAAGAUCAUACAAGAAGUGAUGAUGAAGACGAUGACGAAAGAGGAGCACCAAGCAUAAUAGCAUAA
This is a messenger RNA of Plasmodium relictum, 900 nucleotides long. RefSeq names its product Plasmodium exported protein, unknown function. The record is from RefSeq and is a predicted model, not a curated record. Lineage: Eukaryota; Apicomplexa; Aconoidasida; Haemosporida; Plasmodiidae. The transcript is spliced from 2 exons. Bases 1 to 900 code for a protein of 299 amino acids.